This is a messenger RNA of Penicillium maclennaniae, 1524 nucleotides long. RefSeq names its product Mob1 family protein. NCBI's taxonomy places the organism in Eukaryota, Fungi, Ascomycota, Eurotiomycetes, Eurotiales, Aspergillaceae. The transcript has 2 exons. The coding region runs from base 1 to 1524 and encodes 507 amino acids. Gene Ontology annotation, cellular component: cytoplasm. The record is from RefSeq and is a predicted model, not a curated record.
AUGACUGCGGGUGUCUCCCCGUCCAGCUCCCCGCGACUUCCCAGUCCACCUCCCUUUACAGAAGUCCAGAUCGGACCUCAAUCGCCUUCCGUGGGCGAGUCAUCUGGCAAAGAUGCCGAGUUUUUUCUAAGCGCCGGCGAGGACGAUGGCUCGACGCGCAGGAUUCGACCGGGCACCAAGACUGCUGACAUGGCAUUUGGGCCGCCGCUGAUACCUUUGUCGCAGCUUGACUCUCCUUUCCAACUACAGGAGCACCUCAAGGCGUUGUACAACCACUUCACCAAACCUGAAGGAUCAGACACGGUCAUCCCGAUCAACCGCGAAGUCGCGCUUCAGCUUGCCGAGCCCCCGGAGGGUGUUGACCGAUCACUAUGGCUUUACGAGCUGUGCCGCUUUCUUACGAUGAAAGUCAAUAACCUCGUCAUCGCUUUCUUCGCCGAGAACCCACCGUGCUCUGCGCAGACCUGCCCUGAGAUGCGCGCGUCCGAAUGGCAGUAUCUCUGCGCCGUGCAUGACCCGCCUAAGUCGUGCUGUGCGAUCGACUAUUGCUGCCACACCCUCGACUGGGCUACGAACACCCUUACCUCACCUAAGUACUUCCCUAGUCGGCUCACGCUAGGCUCCGAUGCUGCCGGGGGCCCGCAAGCUAGCAUGAGACACCUCACCAACAUCUUCCGCCGAUUGUAUCGAAUCUUUGCACAUGCCUGGUUCCAACAUCGUGAUGUAUUCUGGGAAGUGGAAGGUCAUGAUGGUCUGUAUAUUUUCUUUAAGACGGUUUGCGACCUGUUCAGUCUGAUUCCGGAAGACAACUAUACCAUACCUCUUGAGGCGGAAGGCUCGGAUGCUGUACUGCCAGAGGACGAUGAGCCGGUCGAGAGAAAGCGUCUGACUAUCCUACGCAAGGAUAAUGAAGCCCCCUUCGCGGGCGGUGCGGAGGUCAUGGACUCGUCGAUUAGCACCGGUGCUACCACACGCCGCCAUAAGCAUAGUCCAUCAACUGGUUCACGCGUCACGACGAUUGCAGAGAGUGCGGAAGAUUCAGAGGAACCUCUGCAAUCUGCUGCCCCGCUCCGAGAAAUCAUGAAAGAUUCGCCCGAACACCUGCUGGUGCCUCAAUCGGCCAAAAAUGCCGAGAACGGACAAGACACUCCUGUUGAGGCGGCCCUUCCAAUUGCUGCAGGGAAAGCCACCGAGUCGACCGAAUCGACUUCAGGGGUACAAGAAGAGGCUCCCGAAGAGGUGCAACAAGUCGCCAAUCCGCAGGCGGAUGAAGAGGUACCUAAGCCCGAAGAGGCUGAACCUCAAGGUGGCGAUGAUAUCAGCACCGGAGAGCCUACCGAGUCUGCUGCUGAUGAGGCUACCGAAGAACCCACCGGUCCUACCGAGGCUUCCCUCGAGGAAGUCACAGAGGCCACCACCGGGUCCGCCGAGCCUAUUGAAAAUGCUUCGGAAAGUAAAGAUGUUGCUGCCGACCACGAUCUCAAGGAAUCCGAAUCGAAGCUGGAAGAAAAGGCAGACUCCUAA